Messenger RNA from Bactrocera dorsalis (oriental fruit fly), 2917 nucleotides. RefSeq names its product 2-hydroxyacylsphingosine 1-beta-galactosyltransferase (gene Ugt50B3). The coding region runs from base 654 to 2216 and encodes 520 amino acids. The transcript is spliced from 8 exons. Gene Ontology annotation, molecular function: UDP-glycosyltransferase activity. Lineage: Eukaryota; Metazoa; Arthropoda; Insecta; Diptera; Tephritidae. The record is from RefSeq and is a predicted model, not a curated record.
CGCGUUCAGUUAGUUUUCACUGUUGGCGCGUUUACGACGUUUUACCACGGACGGCCCGUUGUUGUGUUGCGCGAGCGUAAGCAGGAUUUUGUGAGAAAAAAAACCGAGCGAAAAGAAGUCUUCAAUCGCUUCUUUCAAUAAUAAUGAUUCGCUGUUGUUUGCUGCGAUAACAAAUUACUGUUAUAUUAUUUGGCGUUUUUGCUCGCUACAAAGCGUUUGCUGUUGAUAACAAGUGAAGCGUGAAAAAGUGACAACAGUUCCGUUGGGUUUCCCUUUCUUCGGUGGCGCUACUCGCUACAUGUUAAAAAGCAAGCAAACAGAGCAAAGAAAUUCUAAAACAAAUGUAUAAAGUAGUCAGUGACCGUUUUGAAAGCCUUCAACGAAAAGUGAAGCUGUGUUGCAACUUCUGGUCGCGCUGUGUUGCAAGCGAAUCGCGCUGAUUGCUGCGCAUGGUGCAUACAUAACUGCUAUUUAAGGAAAAACAGGACGUUAACUUCCGACAACAGCGGCUGCACGACAGACCAGCUCAGAGCACGCGACCGAAUAGAAAGGAAGAAACUUGUUCGACGCGGAACGGGUGCGAAGGAAAAAUACAAAAAAAAUAGACAAAUAAGUUAAGGAAAACCCUGAGAAGUAGGAGGAAAUAUUUCAACAUGGCGUGUCGAGUGUGGUAUGGCGUGGCGUUGCUAUUUUUUGCCACCAACAUCAUGGCUGCCGACAUACUGAUGGUCACAAUGGGCGGCACCAAGUCACAUAAAAUACCCUUUUGGGAGCUGGCGAAAGGACUGAUACACAGAGGUCACAACAUAACAUUUCUCAAUGGUUUUCCAUCGGAUUUUCACAUCAACGGCUUGCACGAGAUCACACCAGCCGGCUUGGUUGAGUACAUACAAAAUUAUACGAACUGGGAUUUAUUGGGCUCACGUAUGUCUGGUGAAAUGCCUUUGUCGAUGUGGGACGCAUUCCGAUAUGCUUUUCAAUCCUGCGAUGCGAUGCUGGAGGAUGCCGAAACUAGGGAGCUCAUGAAUCGCAGCUUUGAUUUAGCUAUUUUGGAUGGCGCCUUUCCAGAGUGUGCACUCGGCAUGGUCUACCAAUACAAAAUACCGUUCAUGUAUAUGAAUACGGUGGGCUUCUACACCGGCAGUCUGGCAAAGUCUGGUAAUCCCGGUUCAUAUGCGGUAACGCCGAAUUUCUAUUCAAGCUUUACGGACACGAUGAAUAUCUUCCAGCGGGCGAUGAAUACCGGCAUACAAGUCUUUCAGGAUGUUAUGCACAAGUUAGUCAUGGCGUUCGUUUAUCGCGUGAUGCGCGAACGCAUCGACACAAAUAUUCCGCAUCCCUAUGAUAUCUCGAAAAAUGUCAGCUUCAUACUGCAGAAUGGCCACGCUGUGGUGUCAUAUCCGCGUGCACUCAAUCCGAACGUCGCCGAAAUCGCUUGCAUACACUGCAAGCCCGCUAAGCCGCUACCUAAAGAUCUCGAGGAGUUUAUUGCUUCGGCGGGCGAAUCAGGUUUCAUUUAUGUGUCGAUGGGAUCAUCAGUGAAGGCCGCCAACAUGCCGGAGUCGCUGCGUCGUUUGUUGGUGAAAACGUUCGCACGUCUGCCAUAUCAUGUGCUUUGGAAGUAUGAGGGUGAUGCUUCCGAAAUGCAAGAUCUCACGGCUAAUGUGCGCCUGAGUCGUUGGUUGCCGCAGCAGGAUAUUUUGGGGCAUCAGAAACUACGCGCCUUCGUUACGCAUGGCGGUUUGUUGAGCAUGUUCGAGACGGUAUACCACGGUGUGCCAGUUGUGACAAUGCCGGUCUUCUGCGAUCACGAUGUGAACUCUGCCAAGGCGGAGGUGGAUGGUUAUGCGAUCAAAUUACAGUUGGAGACUUUAACUGUUAGUCAGCUUUACAAGAGCUUAAUGAAGGUCAUACAUGAUCCGCAGUAUAGAAAUGCGGCGAGAUCCCGCCAAAGAUUGCUGACAGAUCAGCGUAGUACUCCCUUGGAAACAUCCAUAUACUGGACAGAAUAUGUUUUGCGUCACAAAGGAGCUUACCACUUGCAAUCGCCGGCAAGAAAUAUGAGUUGGAUCCAAUACUACCUUAUCGAUGUAGUCGCUCUCUACAUGGGCGCUAUCUACCUAAUCUACUAUCUGCUGAAACGUUUAUUCUCCCGCCCCGAAGUCAUGCAACAUAGCAUACGCCAUGCUCAACACAAAGUAAAAAAGCUCAACUAAUUUCUCAUCAAUAAUUAGUUCGGUGAUAUACAAUUACGAAAGAGUGUCUAAGUAUGUGCACAAUACUGCCGCCAUACUUCUUCUCACUCUCUCUUUCUCUCUCUCUGCAGUUGCAGUCUGUUCUUGGCAGAGCGCAUAGUCUCAUUUUCAUUUUUUACAGUGUGUGUGUGUGCAAAUAUUUUCGACUUUUUCUUUUGUGUAGAAAAAGUUAUUGUAAAUAUUGUAACUACAUAAAACUAUUUAAUAUAUAUUUAAUUAUUAUGUGUACAAAAGCGUGUGACAACUAUCAAAUAUAUAUAUAAAAUAUAAUGAAUAAAAGCUGCCGAAGAAAAUUUAUUAUUUUUAAAUUUUUAUUCUGCGGCUUUAUUUGAGUUACUGUACAUUUUUUUUAUCCAUAUUCUACCAUAUUAAUUGUGUUCUUUAAAAAAAGAUUUGCUAAAUUAUUUAAUACAACAAACCAAAGUCAAAUUAAAUUUAAAAAGGUAUGUGAAAUUCUUUUGAUUUUUUUAAUGUGAGUUUACUUUCGUGGAAAUUAAAUAUUUUUGUAUAUAAAUUCGCUGUUGUUUAAAAUUGUAUGUGCUUAAUAAUGAAUACCAAUAAAUUAUCGAUAUUUUGUUAGCUGUUAUCAUUAAUUAGCAUAGGUUUAUAGGCUAAAAUAAAAUAUUUAACAUAAUAAUAAAAUGUUUUCCUCCUCUACUGAA